Messenger RNA from Rattus norvegicus (Norway rat), 3392 nucleotides. RefSeq names its product SV2 related protein (gene Svop). Gene Ontology annotation, molecular function: transmembrane transporter activity. The record is from RefSeq and is a predicted model, not a curated record. Gene Ontology annotation, biological process: transmembrane transport. Gene Ontology annotation, cellular component: synaptic vesicle; synaptic vesicle membrane; membrane. NCBI's taxonomy places the organism in Eukaryota, Metazoa, Chordata, Mammalia, Rodentia, Muridae.
AGCCCCGAGUGUGACCCAGUCCUUACCCGUGUCACAAACAGAGCUUAAAGACCCAAGGAAGUGGCCCCAAGACACACCCUAUGGUGACACUCUGGGACACUCGCAGCACUGAACCCACGAGGCUAGGUCACCUCGUACUGUCUGUCUGUGUAAAUACGUGUGCACUCUGAGGUCCCCACAGCUCGGAAACGGCCCAACAAUGCAUUCUGGGAAGUGUAAGGCAAUGUGUGACCCUGUGUCACAACUGAACCCAGGCCUAGAACAAAGGCACAGCUGUGCACGUGACAACUACGGCUGCCAGUUGUGUGCAGAGCCCAACUGUCCAACUGUCAACUGAUCAGAACUCCCAAUACCCCACCCCCAGCCCGACCAAAUCCAGCAUAAAUGCCAGGUCUACCUGCGCGGACCUCCAGACGGGUGGUGAAAUUCCGCCGCACAGGAGAGAGCGCACGGUCAGAGGACGACGCGGCUUCCGGGGAACAUGAUGUUCAGAUUGAGGGGGUCCGAGUGGGCCUAGAAGCUGUCGAGCUGGAUGAUGGAGCAGCUGUCCCCAAGGAGUUUGCCAAUCCCACUGAUGACACUUUCAUGGUCGAAGAUGCGGUGGAAGCCAUUGGGUUCGGAAGAUUCCAGUGGAAGCUCUCUGUUCUCACCGGCUUGGCUUGGAUGGCGGACGCCAUGGAGAUGAUGAUUCUGAGCAUCCUGGCGCCUCAGCUGCACUGUGAGUGGCGACUCCCCAGCUGGCAGGUGGCGCUGCUGACUUCGGUGGUCUUCAUUGGUAUGAUGUCCAGUUCUACGCUCUGGGGAAACAUCUCGGAUCAGUAUGGCAGGAAAACAGGGCUGAAGAUCAGUGUGUUCUGGACCCUGUACUACGGCAUCCUCAGCGCUUUCGCGCCAGUGUAUAGCUGGAUCCUGGUGCUCCGAGGCCUCGUGGGCUUUGGGAUUGGAGGGGUGCCUCAGUCGGUGACCCUGUACGCCGAGUUCCUCCCCAUGAAGGCCAGAGCCAAGUGCAUUUUGCUGAUUGAGGUUUUCUGGGCCAUCGGGACCGUGUUCGAGGUGCUUCUGGCUGUGUUUGUGAUGCCCAGCCUGGGCUGGCGCUGGCUGCUGCUGCUGUCGGCCGCUCCACUACUUGUCUUUGCUGUUCUGUGUUUCUGGCUGCCAGAGAGUGCUAGGUACGAUGUGCUGUCUGGGAACCAGGAAAAGGCGAUUGCUACCUUAAAGCGGAUCGCAACAGAAAAUGGAGCCCCCAUGCCUCUGGGGAAGCUCAUCAUCUCCAGACAGGAAGACCGAGGCAAAAUGAGGGACCUUUUCACACCCCACUUUCGUUGGACAACUCUGCUGCUGUGGUUUAUAUGGUUCUCCAAUGCCUUCUCUUAUUACGGCUUGGUUCUGCUCACCACAGAACUCUUCCAGGCCGGAGAUGUUUGCAGCAUCUCCAGCCGGAAGAAGGCGGUGGAAGCCAAAUGCAGCCUGGCUUGUGAGUACCUCAGCAAAGAGGAUUACAUGGACCUGCUGUGGACCACCCUGUCUGAGUUCCCAGGUGUCCUUGUGACUCUGUGGGUCAUCGACCGCCUGGGCCGCAAGAAGACCAUGGCUCUGUGUUUCGUCAUCUUUUCCCUCUGCAGCCUCCUGCUGUUCAUCUGCAUUGGAAGAAAUGUGCUAACCCUCUUACUGUUCAUUGCAAGAGCGUUUAUUUCUGGAGGCUUCCAAGCAGCCUACGUUUACACGCCUGAGGUGUAUCCAACGGCGACGAGGGCGCUGGGCCUGGGCACCUGCAGCGGCAUGGCGAGAGUGGGCGCGCUCAUCACUCCAUUCAUAGCUCAGGUGAUGCUGGAAUCUUCCGUGUACCUGACCCUGGCCGUCUACAGUGGCUGCUGCCUCCUUGCUGCCUUGGCCUCCUGCUUUCUGCCCAUCGAGACCAAAGGCCGAGCACUGCAGGAGUCCAGCCACCGGGAGUGGGGCCAGGAGAUGGUUGGCCGAGGGACAAACAGCACAGGCGUCCCCAGGUCGAACUCUGGCUCUCAGGAGUAGUGACCCCUGGGAGUUGAGCUGGUCUUUGAGGCCGGAGCCUAGAAAGCUGGCAGAGCCCAGCUGGGCCACUAACGGUCACUGCCGACAUCAAGAACUUUCCCCGAGUGGGCGAAGUGAACCGACAGGGUUUUGUGUCUUCACUGUGUUUGGCCUAUGUUCAUCGAGGGUUGCCCGCCCCAGGAAGAUGGGGCUGCAUUCACUCCAGGGGGUUCUCCGUGGUGGGGGAAGGUUUGUACGUCGCCGUGGAUCUGCAUGGGGGAAGCUGCUAGUGUGGGAGGGUCCCAGGGCGCUCAGGGCCAGCUGAGCAGAUGUCACGUGGUUACCCAGUCAUACCCUUGGAGAGCCACUGUCCAAAGAUCUCCAUAGAUACAGUCUCAGCCCAGACCCCUGUGACACCCGCCAUUUUGUCCAGUAAGUUUCUCCUGCACCCUGGCCCCAGGAUGUCUUUGGAAUUAAGACAAGCUAAUUAGUGUCCGACUAGAGCAGCUUUUCUGGAGCCUGAGACACCCCCCUCCCCGUUGCUUCCUUGGUUGGGCCCCUCUAGAUGUCUCUUCAGGGCCUGCCGGGUAGAAACUGACUGAAGAAUGUGCUUGUGAAUUUGAGCCAAGCAUCAUCCCCCAUUGACCCCUUCUGGAGCCUCUGUCUCUGGCUGCAGAGGGUCCUGUUAUAUUUCUGGGGAGAGCUAGGUACCCACCAGGCGACAGACCCAGAAAAUUGUUAACCCAUUCCCUGUCUUGGAAAUCGGAGAGUGAGGCCUAGCAGAGGGGAGACUAAGGGCCAAAACCAAAGCCAGAGUCACCCCUGAAGCAGUUAGGGCCUUUCUGGGCCCUCUCUCUUACCCUCCCACCCCCACUCAGCCCCACUACAUAGCGAGUCCCGGUUUCCUCAGGCUUCCAGACUCGUCUGUGUGUAGGUGGCGGCAUGAGCUUAGGGAUCUCCAUGGCAAAGCACCAAGUGCCGGCCCAUUAAGUCUUGGGACGGAGAACCUGUUGCCCCUUCCGGCUCUGCCUCUGCUUUCUCUCCUGCUCCUCUGUCAAGGGCAGGGCUGGUCCUACAGAGGCGGGUCCCGGGAGGAUGUCCCGGCUCGAGGAUCAGGAAAGCCCAUCUCAGAGGGAGACAGGAGGCUGUUGUCUUGGCCUCAGGAGGAAGGUAGGUCUGAAGGCAGUCCACGUGUACUCCCGGAUUCCGGAACGCACGAGCCGCCCCUCUGAGAUUCAGGAAAGAAGCACGCAGGGGGAGGAAGGAGAUGGCCAGGCCCCAAUCAAAGGCCAGAGGAAACUGGCCGCUUUGCUUGAUGGACACCUCGCAAGGGAGCCAAAUGUGCGUUGUGCGCUCAUCUCUUAUUAAAACGUUGGUGACGGACA